CCCGCCUCCCUGGGGCCGCGCUCGCAGCUCCGGAGCUGCCGGAAACCCGGCGCUGCCGCUCGGCCGGUGCUGCUGCUCCUCGGCGUGAAGUUGGUGCGGAGGCAGAGCACGGCCCGGCCCGGCAUGUCCCCCCGCCCGGCUGCGGGACGCCGGCGGCGGCGGAGCCCCUGAGUGGGCGGCGAGGAGCGGCGGCCGGUCCCGACCAUGGAGCAAGAUACAAAGGAGGAGGUCUCGGAGAAACCAAAGCCUGCUCCCAGUGCAGAGAAAUUUGGCUGGAUAAAGAAAAGCAGUGGAGGACUCCUGGGACUGUGGAAGGAUCGCUACGUCCAGCUGCGGAAAACACAGCUCGUGGUCUAUGAGGAUGAGGAUGAGCAGAAAUGCAUAGAAACAGUGGAACUGGAGAGUUACGACAAGUGCCAGGAGCUGCGUGCACUACUAAAAAAGAAAAACCGUUUCAUUUUAAUCCGCUCCCCGGGUAAGAAGGUUCAUGAUAUCAAAUUUCAAGCUGCAACUUUGGAAGAAAAGGAAUCGUGGAUAAAAGCCCUGAAUGAGGGCAUCAAUAGAGGCAAAAACAAAAUAUUUGAUGAGGUGAAAGUAGAUGAGAGCCUUUCCUUGGACCACGUAACUCGGGACAGAGUGAAAGUGGCCCAUGGUCGCAGGCCGCCCACAAGAAGCCACCUCAAGGAGGCUGCCAAGUCUACAUCAGAUGGGAUCCUGCGACUAGAUCUGGAUAUAGUAGACAACGGACCACCAAACUUUGACUCCACUGUCAGUGAAAAUGACAAUCCGCCACCUCACAAAGAAACUCCAAAGCCACCUAUGCCACCUACAAAACCUUCUGGCACAAAAGAAAACCAUGAUGCAGAGAACAGUGUUCCUGAUCAGGAACAUAAAAUGUCCCCUCCGUUGCCUCCAAAUAAGAAGCUUAAGGAAGGCUUAGCAUCGAAGGAGAACGCAGAUGCCAGGGAAGAGGACUGUGUAAGCAGAGAGGAGAAUGUGGAAGAAUCUAGUGAGGAGAACAGAGAUCAGCUUGUUGAGAUCAGCAACAAGGGCACAGCAAAAGCUCCAAUUCCUCUUCCUAAGAGUGUGUCAGACAAGCUAAAAGUUGCUUGGGACCAACCAGUCCUUGAGCCUAAAAAUGCAAAAGACUUGGAAUUAUCAGGAGAUAGUGGCAAAGACAGCCUUGCUACAAUUGCUACCUCAGAUGUUGCAAAGCCUCCUGUUCCUCCUCCUAAGGUUCUAUCAGAAAAAAUGAUAGCCGCUAUGAACUCCAACCACAGUGAUCUGGAAGCUGGGGGUUUGGAAGAACUGGGGUCUGGCAGUUCCAAGUCCCCGGUGAAUGGCAUUGAAGCUGGUGAAGCAGCAGAGUCAGCAUCCCAAACAGCUGUAACUGAAGAAGGAAAUGGGAGAACCUCAACUGAGACGGAACAGCAAACUUCAGCAGAACAGAGAGAGAGUUCCCCAGCUACAGAGUCAGGCCAUGAGAGUAUAAAAGGAACUAUUGAGAAAAAAUUAUCUGUAGAAACCCCUUCAGUUCUGAAACUUCGCAGUUCUUCUCUGGGAGACUUGCUGUCUGAUUUCAAAAGUACACAGAGAGCACUUCCACGCCAAGGUCUCGCUGAGGAUUCCCAUUACUGCUUAGCUAAAAUGGAGGAGAAAGUUGCUAACGAACGGGAGAAGGCAGAAAAACUUCUGCAGAAGGUUUUAAGGGAAGGGUUGGAGCAGGCCCAGGAGGGCAAUGGACCCCCGGUGGUGGCAGAGACAUUACUCAAUGAGGCUGUAGAACAACUUCGGCAAGCUACACAAGUCUUGCAAGAAAUUAAAAGUCUUGGAGAACUGAAAAAAGAAGCAACACAGAAACAGAAAGACAAGCAAAAAGAUCUAGUGACUCUUUAUAGGAGAAGUGCUCCCUGACACACUCCUCAGAGACUUCUUUUGCGGAACUCAAAGCUAAACUUUUGCCAUUUAUGAUUUGUACUAUUGCUAGGCCAGUGUUCAAAAGGUGGUGUUCUGCUGUGCAUGCACCAUGUUUAUGGAACAGAACUGAGCUUUCAGUUAUAGCCUCUCUCUCUUUCUUCACGCUGUACAUACGUACUAGUCCAGCUCUGAUCCUCUUAGCGCAGCAGAAGUUUACAAGACACUGAACAGUUUGAAAAUGUGAACAGUCUUUAUGGACUUGAUCCAAAGUCUUUUCGAGUGAAUGGAUCAGGCCUUAACAAUUUCCGAUAGUCAAACCAAGUUCAAUUUUUGAAAGAAGCAGAAUGGUUAUUCUAGCAAAAGCCCCUGUCCAUCUGUAUUUACAAGCAGAUACCAGAUUACACUGGCACAUAUCUAGUCUUCCCAUUUAAUUCAUUUAAGGAUAAAUAUAGUCAGAGAAAACUUUACUUUGUUUAUACUUUUGUUGGCAAGGUUUCCUGGAGCACCUGGCUCAGUGAUAUCUAGGAAUGUAAGGAUAAAUGGCUUCAACUUCUCUGAAGACGCUCAUAAAACUACAUUCACAGUUAAAAAGUGACCUCACACAGAGGCAAGCAAAACUGGCCAGCUCCUGCCUACAAGAAGUGUCCUCAGAUCUAGCAAGUCUGUAUGAAGGCACUCUUCUGAAUCCAGCUGGGCAGAGCUGUAGGUGUGCUAGGCACUGUGUAAGUGAAUGCAAGUCUCAGUGCAGCACUGCCAGGCAAGUAUUAAUUGUUCCUGUUCCAUGAAUGUAGAAACUGAGGACACGAUGCAAAGCAGGAAGAAGUGUUUUGUAGCAUCACAACACGUUUGUUUGUAAGGACCAUACGCAUCCAUAACUCUGAAUGCCAUCGGGGUUGGGAACAAUUAGCCGGCUGUUUGGAGAGCUUGUGUCCAGGAGAUGCCCUGGGGCAGCCUGUGGUAAGAAGCUCAUAUUCUAAGGACAUGCAUUCCCUUAGCCAUUGGCUCUGCUGUGGGAUGUUAGCUGACAGGAGCAUGCACAUCAGGCAGCCAGUCUGGAUGGGAUCCCCCUUCCUAUUUAACAUGUUUCUACCUGCUGUGUUCUGGCCAGCCCGAGAGCCAUGGUUUGGCACAAACAUCCGGAGUAAUUGGAGUAUGGAGGGAAAGGCAUUUUGUGUGCAUAACUUUGGGGCUGGUCCCUGUGGCUUAAGUAUAUUAAAAUAAAAGUACAUUGCUGCAGAAGGGUCUGAAAAAGGCACUGCAAGAAGGCUCUGGCACAGUUCCCACAGCUUUCCCACCCACCUGCUGAAAGCAGCCCCAGUUCCCAUGGUCUCUAGUGAUUAACAUUGUGAUAAAAUCACGUCUGUGCUGCUACUGCAUAGCACUGUACCUGAGCUGGGUCCCCUCACCUAUUCUCUGCAGUAUUUGCUCUCAGGGGAAUCAUAUGACACCAUGAAGGGCUUCUCCUUUGCUUAAGGCAGGCUCUGGAAGCACAGAAAAUGACAAUCUUCCCUGACUGGUUUUAAGGAGUGACAUGCUGCCUUAGCUCUUUUUUCUCAUUUGUCAGCACUGCACUCCACUCCCCCAUUUCCAUUUCUUCCAUUUUCUUUGUAUAACUUCCCAGGUUCUGCAAAGCUGCAGUCAGCUGCAAACUCUUCCCUUUGCAGCAGCCCAGUAAAGCUUUUUCUUUAUCUCUUCUUAGCCUCGCCAAUGGGCUCAUGUGUCUCAGCAUAGAAAUAUCGCCUUUGGGCUUCCAAAUGUCCCAUUUUUCACCACCCAGAGCCUCUUUUGAUUAAAGCAGCCAUGGUGGUCUGUCCCCCUCUCUUGAGCUGUAGACAUUGCAUGGAAAAUCACUUGUCUUUCUCUCACAUGAGAGGUUCUACAUGGUCAAACACUCAGGGCUCAGGUGCCACAAAAGCUUUGCUGUGAGACAAAAAGAUUCCUAUGUCCUAAGCCCACUGCCAGGCACGCAGCCCCGAACAAAGUCUGGGUCUGUGUAAUUUGCUGCUGUAGACUGAAUGUGAACUGUGGGUUUUGCUCUCAAGUAUUCUUAGGACAAGGGCUAACAAUACAGAAAAUAUUCAGUGCCUAUCUGCUAUCUAAAUGUAUUUUUCUGCAUGUGCACUUUUGUUUACCGAACACUGUGUGGUAUGAAUGUGAGCUGUCAGAACCCUGUGCGCACUGGAAGUCGAGGGACAUCAGCUUCAGAGAGCAGGCAGGCAUUUGAAGGAUGCAGUUUUGUAAUAAGGGAUGAAGUAGAUGCGGAAAAGAAGUUCACUCUACCAAGAAGACACACAAACCACGGCAAUCUCUUGGUACAGGUUCAGAUCCCAAGGUUGAAGCCAGUCGUAAACUCCAGGAUGAGCAAAUCAAAGCCUGAAACUGAAAGCCCAUGAGAAUGGAAAUAGCUUAUGGGACAGCUCCACCCCAAGAUAUAUACAAAUGCUUUUGCUCUCACAGGUGUUUCUUGUGGCAGUGUGUUCUGUGGACUUUUCUUUCCCAUCUGGGACAUCAAAGUACUGAUGAAGAUACUGAGACAUCCUUAACCGUUACAGCCAAACCUACAGGAUGUGCUUAUAUUUACUGUGUAUUUUUAUAUAAUACUGAAUAUUCUAAUGAAUAAAUGUCUGACAUUUUAUUGAAUACCAAUCAGUAGAAAUCUUAACAGAACAAACCUCUAUUUGUAACAAAAUGGGCAUGUUAAAUCAUUUUACAGGCUGCAGCUAAUUACUGUUUUUAUGUACUAACAGAACUUACUAGAUGGAAUCUCCAUAGCACCCAGUAACUCCACUGCUGAAAACAUUAUGUUAGACACUUUUUGUUUUUAACUGCUUUUGCUCAUAGGGUUAGCAGUUUCAUCCUAAAAUAUCUAGCUUGGCCAUACGCCUGAUUCACCCAGUCUUUACAAGGAACAACAAUAUCAUAUUGCUUCUGCAGUCUUCGCACUUGUUCUCCUCAUUCUGGUUCUAAGCUGGGCUCUCCCUAAAGCAGGAGGGUGAAUUACCCUGUAGCUGCCUUCUGAAGUGCUUCAUGCUCCUCUGCAAAUGGCAGUGCUGGUCACAGUCAGAGGCUGCAUCCUGCUCCAUUCAGCCUUUGCUCUGAACUCCUGCAGCAACUCCUUUGGUCAGUGUACAUCAAGCACUUUUUUUCCCUCCCUUUAAACGUACACUUCUAAUUUCUGACUACAUUAAGACUUCUUUCUAGUGCCUAGAAGCCCUGUGGGCAUGAAGCGCUGGGGUGCAAUUCUGUGUUUCAGGCUGUGCCACUAGGUUACGUUUGUGACAGGAAGGAAGUGAACUUGCAAGCAAGUAAAUGUGGAUGGCUAUCUCAAAAGCAGCCACUGCAUCCAGCGGAAAGGCGGCACUUUGUCUCCUCCUUGUAAAGAGCUUUGAGAUUUGGCAAUAAACCCCCUUUUAAAUAUCAGCUGCUUAAGAGCCAUUUGUCCUAAACAGGAGCAAAGAUGAGCCACAGGGUUUGAUGAGAAGGAGGGUGUGUUACACAGGCUAUGGUCAGGCUGGGGCCAGAUUGCUGCAGUGCUAACCACAAGCCUGGAGGAAGGAGAAGCACCAGGGCUGCUGCACCCAAGCAAUUUCAGUCUCCUGCAAAUGUUAAGUUUGCUCAGAAGUCAUCCUCUUGGUGGGAAGCAGCACUAAAGCCUCAUUCCUCUUCAAGAUUCCAGGAAGAUAGGAACUUGUAUUGUAGUGAGUGCAUCUCUUCUGUGAAACUGGGUGGAAACUGGCCAGUGGGUUCAGAAAUUACAAAGAGGCAGAGAAAAGAGUUCAAGAGUGCUUGCCAUCGUAUUGCACAAUGUUCUUGGUAAGCUCUGUAAGCCAUUGCUGGGAGGGAAUAGUUCCUUAAAGGAAUUUCCAAGACACUGAUUAGUUUAUAUGGAUGUGCUACAGAAAAGACAGUGCUUUUUAAGAAAACAGACAAUGCAUCACAUCUAGGUCUUAAACUGAUGUUGGUAAGGAAGGGAAGUGCCUCACUUUACAUAAAGUCUAUGGAACAUGAUUUUAUAAGCCCAUACAAAUGAAAACACACAUUGCAUUGGCAUGUGAAACAUUUGCAUGGCUGCUUUUCAUUCAAGGGACAGUCAUAUUUAUGGAUUGAAACAGACUGUGUCAUUGUGUAAUCUGAAAUAGAGAGUGGGGGUCCUAUGUUUCACCCAGCGAUCCUGCAGAAUUUGGUAAUUUGCAAGUAAGAGCGGAAAGAACUCCUCCAGUCCCAGAAUGCCAAAGGAUUUACUACAGCAUUGGCUAGUCUGCUGUGAUGACUUACUAUUCUUGCUAUUAAAAAAUGUGUUUUAUCUUAAAGAUGAAUCAUCAACAGUAAAGCUCUCCAAGAUUUCGCCUUCCAGUUUAAGAGUCAGAAAGUUUGCCGGCACAGCACAUAUCCACUGUCUUCAGAGAACAGAGAUCCCUGUUUUGUUAUGCCAUGUGAACUCACAUUUUUCAGAAAGCCAGUGCUUAAUUUGUUCCAGGAAACUUGUGUUCCUCUAGUGCCUUACCUCAUGGCUCUGCAACCCGUAAUAUUCCUGUGAAAACUGCCGAUGUGAUUUACAAAGCAUUAACAAUUUCAUUCUCAGCAGCAGUCUGCUCUCUGAGGGCAAUGUGAGGGACUUCAAGCAAUGUGUUUUCCAUCCUUUCCUCUUCUCAGUAUCAGUGACCCAGUCUGACAAAUAUCCCUCACAGAGCAGAGGGCAGCUGGCACCUCCUGCUGCUCGACCUUGGUCCCCUCUCCCUGAGCUCCCACCAGGGCCACUUCAUAGUUUGCAAAACUGAGGCUAAGAAACAGUGUAGCAAAAUUAAUUUAGUGCACGUUUACUGGAGAUCACGUACAAAGCACUGGUGCUCAAUCCUAUAGAUGAGAAGACAACUUCUGUGGAAUAUUACCAUUUGUAAGAGGUUACUAUGAGAUGGUUGUCUGUCGCUUACCAUAUUGGUUGUGUAAAGAAAAAUCAGGUUGGCUUAAUUUGCAGCAAAGAGGACUAAACUCUUCAGGAAGGUCUUCCAAGCUCAGAGUGGAGGUAUUCUGGAAUGGGGUCUGCAGGAGGACCUCCAUCACCAGGAUCUCUUAAAAGCAGAUAUGCAAGAAGGGUGGUCCGCCUUCCUCUUCUGCCCGGAAAGGCAGAUUAAACCCUUGCCUGAGGUCCUUUGCAAACAUAUGGUGUCUGCAGAAGGCAGAAGCCACAGCAACCAGACUCAGUGGCUAAUCAACCCCAGAGGCUAUUCACUUCCUUAAUCUUGUUUGCUCUCUCACUGGGGAUGGUGCGUGACUCUUGGAGCUGCAGGAUGACAAACAACGCAGUGCUUGAGCAAUCCCACGCUGGCCCUGCUCACACCUCCCGCAGCCUGCCCUUCUCUCCCCAGCUUUCUCCUCUUCUGCUCCAGGCUUCAGACCUGCCCCCUUAGUUUCUCAUCUCAUUCCCCCCUUCUCUGCCAGAACAACUCUUUCCUAGAAAGGUUGGUGCUGUGGUGAUAGAAGCUCUCCAUAAGUUGCACUGCUGCCUAGAAAACCUCUUUACUCCUCACCCCUGUUUGAUCCAUGGGACAGCUUCCACAUCCCCGUAGAGGAUAAGUUUAUGCUUUGUAACAUGGGCAUUUUUCAAAGUUGGGAAAUGACUCAAAAUAAGUGAAUGA
Messenger RNA from Lagopus muta (rock ptarmigan), 7553 nucleotides. It is a transcript of the gene PLEKHO2, whose product is annotated as pleckstrin homology domain containing O2. The coding region runs from base 205 to 1914 and encodes 569 amino acids. NCBI's taxonomy places the organism in Eukaryota, Metazoa, Chordata, Aves, Galliformes, Phasianidae. The transcript has 6 exons. Gene Ontology annotation, biological process: macrophage apoptotic process. The record is from RefSeq and is a predicted model, not a curated record.